AUGGCGCCCUCCAAAAAAGCGUCUAGCAGCCUCGCCCGACCAUCUCAGAAGAGCAAGCCACAAGCGGCGCCUCCCCCGAACUGGCCCGCCUUCAAACCUCUAGUCCCAACAUGCGACCUCUCCCUCUCCCCAGUCGUGCCGUCGCAGAUCGUGGUGGUGCGGAAGUUCUGGACGGCUGCGCUGUGUCGGGAUUACGUCGCGUUCCUGAAGGGCUUGCCGCUGACGACGACGCCUGGGAAGCCGAAGAAGGGCGAGGCCUUGAGGGUUAAUGAUCGCUUUCAGGUGCUGGAUGAGGCGUUUGCUAAUAGGUUGUGGAUUGAGACUGGGCUGAGGGAGUUGAUUUGUGGAAGGGAUGGAGAGGAGGGGGAGGAGGAGGAUGAGGGGGAGAUGAGUAAAGAACAGAGGAGGGAGUUAUGGGGAGGGGAUGUGGUCGGUUUGAACCCUUCAAUACGGAUCUAUCGAUACACGCAAGGCCAAUUCUUUGACUGUCAUUAUGACGAGUCCAACGUUUUGACUCUUGCUACAAAACCCACCCCAACGCCAGCGAAGACAACCUGGACUCUCCUCCUGUAUCUUACUUCGCCAGCCACGGGAUGCCAGGGCGGAGAGACAGUGUUCUACCCCGAUGAUCUCCCAGGCAAGAAAUCUGUAGUCGAUAAGGAGAUUGUGGUCAGCCUCGAGACUGGAAUGCUACUUCUACAUAAGCAUGGUAAUGACUGCAUGUUGCAUGAAGGGAGGGAAGUUUUAUCAGGAGAGAAAUGGGUCAUCAGAACAGAUCUCUGUGUAAGAAGAUGA
Molecule: messenger RNA, 795 nt
Organism: Amorphotheca resinae ATCC 22711
Lineage: Eukaryota; Fungi; Ascomycota; Leotiomycetes; Helotiales; Amorphothecaceae
Exons: 4
Coding region: 1-795 (264 amino acids)
Biological process (GO): peptidyl-proline hydroxylation to 4-hydroxy-L-proline
Cellular component (GO): endoplasmic reticulum
Molecular function (GO): L-ascorbic acid binding; iron ion binding; procollagen-proline 4-dioxygenase activity
Source: RefSeq, a predicted model, not a curated record